Messenger RNA from Ipomoea nil (Japanese morning glory), 1312 nucleotides. Its product is annotated as probable tyrosine-protein phosphatase At1g05000. NCBI's taxonomy places the organism in Eukaryota, Viridiplantae, Streptophyta, Magnoliopsida, Solanales, Convolvulaceae. Gene Ontology annotation, molecular function: phosphatase activity. Bases 265 to 921 code for a protein of 218 amino acids. The record is from RefSeq and is a predicted model, not a curated record. Gene Ontology annotation, biological process: protein dephosphorylation. Gene Ontology annotation, cellular component: cytoplasm. The transcript has 5 exons.
AGAUGGAUUCCCCAACUCUGCUUUUUGUUGGGCAUUCCACUUUUCAGUCAUGAAAGCAAAAGAAAGAAAGAAGCCCCACAAAACCCCCGGCGCAUUUUAGCCAGCCGCCUCUUUCUCUUUUUGCCGGCAGAAUCAUCCCCCGAGAUUCCAAGAAUCAAACCCCCCCGCCCCCAAUUUAACCCCAUCUCACGCGCGGAUAUAGAUAUAUAUACACACACAAUACAGAUACUAUAUGUAUAUACCCACUACAGUCGCAUCAUUUCAAUGCAUAUACACACGCAGCAACCGCUCAAUGGUGCAUUGUUUGGCGCCAAGGCGAUGAUGAGGCUGGAGAAUUGUGAGGCGCCGAUGUGUCACGCGAUCUCCGACUCCGCCGCGGCGGCGGCGGCGGCGGAGGCCUCGCCGGGAGGCGCCGACGAUGAGGGAGUGUUCGUGCCGCCGCUGAAUUUUGCUAUGGUUGAUUACGGCGUGUUCCGCUCUGGCUUCCCCGAUGCUGCUAACUUCGCGUUCCUGCAAACCCUAGGCCUCCGCUCAAUCAUAUGCUUGUGCCCCGAGCCCUAUCCUGAAGAGAAUGUGGAGUUUCUCAAUGCGAAUCGAAUUCAGCUUUUCCAGUUCGGCAUCGAAGGAUCCAAGGAGCCAUUUGUAAACAUUCCAGCAGAUAUGAUCAAAGAAGCGCUAAAAAUUGUCCUCGAUGAAAAGAAUCAUCCGCUGCUUAUUCAUUGCAAAAGGGGAAAGCAUCGUACUGGUUGCCUUGUCGGGUGCUUGAGAAAAGUACAGAGAUGGUGCCUCACAUCAAUUUUUGACGAGUACCAGAGGUACGCCGCUGAAAAGGCUAGGGUAUCAGACUUGCGAUUCAUAGAGUUGUUUGACAUUUCUGGCUUCAACCAACCAACGCAAUUCUUUUCGUGUUCAAAGAAUUGAUGCAUACAUGAAACACUUCAAGUGGCAGUUUUGGUUCUUGCAGUUUCUAUCCACAAAAAUAAAAGGGAUCAUCAUUUUUUCUUCUCUUUUUUUGUAAUUCUAAUUUUCAAUAUAUUUUACUGCCUCCAUUGAUGUUGCCAUGAGGUCUUGUCACAUUGUAGGAAUGAGAAUGCAAGAAAGAGAAACAAUGCUAUUUGCAAUUGAAAAAGAACAUUGGGGUAUCUCUUUUGUGUCCUAUUCUACCUCUUCCUCGUACACAUUCUAUCUUUCAAAAUAUAAUGAUUCUCCCAUAGUCCCAUGUAUUUGCCCAUGAAAGGGACACUCCAUUUGUUCACUUGUAUAUUCAGGGUAGGUCAAUGGAAGAUGUAUCAGCACUGUAUUGGUAUGAUUA